AGGGUCAUGUGAUCAGCUCCGUUCCCAGGGUUCCGUGAGAGCCUAUUUGCCCCACCCCACCUCUUCAAUUCUGGCUAAGAUUGCUAUGCCCUGCUCUCGGACAGAGACAGAAGGUGGAAGAAUUAACGUUUAAAAGAAAAAAUAUCAAGCCUUUGAUGGGCCGCCCGCACACAUCCAGCAGUUCGCCGAGGGACUCGCGCAAACAACGUGGAGGAAUGUGAGCGCGCGCGGCUCGCUCUCACCGGCCUUCUGCACGUGCGCGAGAGAGGUGCAGCUCGGAACGCUGAACCCGAAGCUGAGGCUGUCAGCGCCGAGGUUAAACAGCCGCGAGAUAUGUGGAAAAGCCGAUAAAUUUCUCUCGUUUGGUCGUUUUAGUGUGUUGGGAUUGUGACCGCCACUGUUUUGGGCUUGUUUUUGUUCAGUUGAAGGAGCUUCGACGCGAAAGGACGGACAUUACGCUGAAUCUCAGGAGAAGCUAAACUAACGAAGGCCCCUUGGAUUGAAGGGGAGGGGGCAGCAGCAGCCAUCACAGAAACGGGCGAAACGAGGAAAAAUUGAAUUAGUUCCUAGACAAACGCGAAUACACGGAUUUACGCCUUCUGUUACAAAAACCCGGGACAUGUUUUGAGAUUUUCGGUUCUGGCUGGGAAACGAACAGCACGAGAAAAGACAUAGUUGUAGCGAAAAUAAUUCUCGCUGGUCUUGCUAGCCAGCUAGCUCUGAUACACGGCUACCUCUGCGUGGAUCAGGGCUACAAGUAGGAAACGAGGGCCUUGUUGUGCUGAAAUGGUUCAAAUCAAACAGGACCCGUGUGUAUGUGUUUCAGUGCGGUCCAAGAAAUCGAUACGAGUUGUUUUUUCCAGCCAGUAGCUUGGGUAAAACCGUUUCGUGACAUGAGCUCGUCGUUUCUUCGGCUCUUCGUUGGAAAGUUGAGGGUGGAGGCCUCGAGUGAUCAAUGGAUGGAUAUUAAGCUGCUUUAGGACGUAAGAAUUCGCUUGUAAUCCGAGGGAAUUUCAGCGAACAUUUGUGGUCGAUCGCUCAUAUAUUUAUAUUAUAAAUAAAUAAAACUCCUCUUACCCUUUCACCCAGAACUAUGAAAACACGCAUAAUGAACUCGUUAGUCAUACAUCAAUGUCAUGGCUGAAAUGGUCAUUGAGGAAGGCUAUAGGUUACAUUGCGACCACUUCAAAGAUGUGUAGCCUAUAUGUCCUCGGCAAGUCGAGUCAUUUUGUGGAUCGAGCACAAGUAGAAUAAGCUUGUUCGUGUUUAUUAUUAUUGUUAUUAUUAUUAUUAUUAUUACUAUUAUUUUUGCCGUCGCAUUUCCCCUGGACCUCCUCUUUCGCGGGAAAGAUGGGCUGCUUGGGCAACAGCAAGACCGAGGAUCAGAGGAACGAAGAGAAGGCGCAGCGGGAAGCAAACAAGAAAAUAGAGAAACAGCUUCAGAAAGACAAACAGAUCUACAGGGCCACUCACAGAUUGCUGCUUUUAGGUCCGUCCGCAAAGGGAGAGCCAGUCUCUCUUCUCUACUACAGUGCAUCUGAAUGGAGCGAAAUCAUACGACCGCUUGACAAACAUCCAGGUGCAGGAGAGUCUGGGAAGAGCACUAUUGUCAAGCAGAUGCGGAUUUUGCAUGUUAAUGGAUUCAAUGCUGAAGAGAAGAAACAGAAGAUUCAAGACAUUAAAAACAACAUAAAAGAGGCCAUAGAGACUAUAGUUGCUGCUAUGAGUACUCUUGCUCCACCUGUCCAGGUCGCCUGUCCAGAAAACCAGCGGCGAAUUGAAUACAUCACCAACCUACCUAAUCAGAAGAACUUUGAGUUCACAUCUGAGUUUUAUGACAAUGCAAAAAAACUAUGGCAGGAUGAUGGAGUGAGGGCCUGUUAUGAGCGUUCCAAUGAGUAUCAGCUGAUCGACUGUGCACAGUACUUUUUAGACAAAAUAGACAUCGUGCAGCAGAGCGACUACACACCAUCUGACCAGGACCUGCUCAGAUGCAGAGUUCUGACCUCUGGUAUUUUUGAGACAAGAUUCCAGGUGGACAAAGUAAACUUCCACAUGUUUGAUGUUGGUGGGCAGAGAGACGAGCGUCGGAAGUGGAUCCAGUGUUUUAAUGAUGUAACUGCCAUCAUCUUUGUUGUGGCCAGCAGUAGCUAUAACAUGGUCAUCCGAGAAGACAAUCAAACUAACCGCCUCCAAGAAGCACUUAAUCUCUUCAAAAACAUCUGGAACAACAGAUGGUUGCGGACAAUCUCUGUAAUUCUUUUCCUGAAUAAGCAGGACCUCUUGGCUGAAAAGGUCUUGGCGGGAAAGUCAAAAAUCGAAGAGUAUUUUCCGGAGUUUGCUCGCUACACCACACCAGAUGAUGCAACCCCCGAGCCAGGAGAGGAUCCGCGAGUCACGAGGGCGAAAUAUUUCAUCCGGGACGAAUUCCUGAGGAUCAGCACAGCAAGCGGUGACGGCCGCCACUACUGUUACCCACACUUUACGUGCGCAGUGGACACGGAGAACAUUCGGCGCGUCUUCAAUGACUGCCGAGACAUCAUCCAGAGAAUGCACCUCCGCCAGUAUGAGCUCUUGUGAUUGGAUGAGCUCUAGAGGCAGACUUUUAAAAAGAAACAGACUUUUGAAAAUCUUGUGUUUUGGAGGAGUUUGAGAGUGAUGGAUCGUCUAAGAGCUGUGGGCUAUUGGCCCCUUGUACCACACACAUGCACACACUUUUAUCAUGCUGUUGAGGACCAAAUAUCAUGCAGUAUCCAUUUGAACCAGCAGCCCCAUUUCAAGGCAGUUAACUGCGCGCGCGCACACACACACGCACACACUCUGACUGACUGAGACAUAAUUAAAAGUUUAUUUAAAGGUCAUAUGAUCAUUUGCAUUAGUAGAUGACACAGAUGUAUCUAAAAAAAAAAAUGCUCUACCUGAAAAAAUUGUACUCCUACAAACACAUAGCUUACAGUCUUUAGUUUUGCUUCUUGGGUCAGAUCACCCACCCAUCAGAGUGUGUGUCGCAAUACAUACACACACGGCUGACCCCAGCAGUACAUGACAGUCUUGAGCUGAUUUUUGAUGGCCCCACUGCUGGACCUGAAUCACAGGAUUGUGCUUGAUUGAGUUUUCAGUUGGCUGGAUCAGCUUUAUUUGUCAUCCCUAGACCUCUCUUAUGGAGAUAAUGAUGAUUUCUCACCAAAUGCUAGAAGAGCAGAACAGGCUGCAGUGAACAAGGACACUUGAGACACAACCUUGUCCACCUGACUUGCUAGCUGCUUUUGGAACGAUAAACUUGAACGAUCGCAACUCUCCACUCCGCAUCCCCACUCCCUUUGAUCUACUAAUUUAAUGCAAAUAAUUUGAUUGAGAGCAUUCUUGCUUUUUUUUGGGGGGGGGCGCAACAUACACAUAUAUACAAGGUAAAGAUGACUUUUGCCAAUGGAAUACUGCUCCCUUCUACCGUAUUUCUUAUUGGUCACUCUUGCCAUCUUCCCAGUCCUCCUUUUCCUGUUGUCCUGCUCUCUCUUCCCCUCCAACCCUCUAUUUUAUUGCUGGACUAUUAUUCUUGUACAGACUGCAAAAUGUAUUAUUUUGUACUUUAUUGAAAAAAAAAAAAGACUUGUAGAAGUUCCUGUGCCUUGAUCACAACACUGCGUGUAAAAAGGAAAAAAAAGAAGAAAAAAAAAGAGCUAAGCGUAAGGUAUGUCUGCGCUGUAUUGCUUAGCCUCUUAGCCACCCUUCCAACCAAUCAGUUGAGCAUCUUUGUUGCUCUUUCUCUCUCUUUCCCUCAUGCCUCUGCUUCUCCCAUGUUGUGUUAUUCCAGAUUGCUUUACAUCCACAUCCCCCUCCCCUUUCUGAAGAGAGAAAUAAUAAUUAGAACAAGUAUGGAUGUAAAAACAAACAGCUUCUUGGUUUUAAUUGAAUCAAGGAAAUUUGACACCAGUUGUGUGCACUUAACGUUCUGUGCAUUACUGCAGUUGCAGUCCUGUUCCCAGGGGGCUGGAAAAUGACCUUACUGUUUUAUUUCAGUUUUAGCUUUAAGGUUAAAGGUGGUGGGGGAGGGAGCUGGCUAUCCAAUUGCAAAACCUGGCUUGUUUCUACAUUAUUCCAUUUUUCCUAACUAAAGAAGAAGCCAAAAUAGUUCUGUUUUGAGUCAUUCUUCGAUGUGUCUCAAGGAAAUCAUGACAUCAAAAGAGGAUUAAAAAAGUAUUAUUUAUUAUUA
Messenger RNA from Ictalurus punctatus (channel catfish), 4210 nucleotides. RefSeq names its product guanine nucleotide-binding protein G(s) subunit alpha. Gene Ontology annotation, cellular component: heterotrimeric G-protein complex. The coding region runs from base 1351 to 2580 and encodes 409 amino acids. The transcript is spliced from 13 exons. NCBI's taxonomy places the organism in Eukaryota, Metazoa, Chordata, Actinopteri, Siluriformes, Ictaluridae. Gene Ontology annotation, molecular function: ionotropic glutamate receptor binding; D1 dopamine receptor binding; G-protein beta/gamma-subunit complex binding. The record is from RefSeq and is a predicted model, not a curated record. Gene Ontology annotation, biological process: adenylate cyclase-activating dopamine receptor signaling pathway; sensory perception of chemical stimulus.